Molecule: messenger RNA, 2190 nt
Organism: Cryptomeria japonica (Japanese cedar)
Lineage: Eukaryota; Viridiplantae; Streptophyta; Pinopsida; Cupressales; Cupressaceae
Product: probable protein phosphatase 2C 60
Exons: 5
Coding region: 531-1652 (373 amino acids)
Biological process (GO): protein dephosphorylation
Molecular function (GO): cation binding; protein serine/threonine phosphatase activity
Source: RefSeq, a predicted model, not a curated record
GGAGCUAAGGUAUUGUUCCUCUGACAGGGGAUUAGAUUAAGGAUUGAAAACAACCCAACCUAGAAAAUCAGAGUUUCCGAGGUCCAAAAUACGCACUCAACAUUUCUCAACUAUAGAGAAAAGCCCAUAACCCCCGGUAUUUUAUUUUUCUUGAUUAUAGUGCCUCAAGCUGGCAGGAAUGGACCCGAACUCCUCUCCCUUGGAUGCAUUACAUACACAUGUGUGCCAUUAUUCCAUUCAAACACCAGCCCAAGUACAGCAAGAUGUGUGUUGUGGGCAGUGAUAAUCAAAACAGAUUAAAAAACCAGAUUAUUAGGUGGUAAAAAAACCAGAUUAUUAGGUGGUAAAAAAACCAGAUUGAAUGAGGUCGUUUUGGUAGCUGGAUCGGUUGGAUAGGCACACCCAUUUGGCCUUUUUUUCCCUUUUUUCGUGAACGAUUCGGUUUCCAUAUGACCUGAUGGGGUUGGAGAUUGGUAGAUCAAGGGGCUAGAAAGGUGUGUAUGGUCAGGCCUUUGUAGGGGAAAUGAGGGAUGCUUGGUGCUGUAAUGAAUCUAGUAAGUGCUUGUUGGAGGCCCAUAGAGAAGUAUGUUCAGACCAGUGCAGAUGUUAUGGAGGAAGUGCAGGAGGGCCUGCUGUGGUUUAAGGACAUUGGGCACCAUGUAGCAGGGGAAUUCUCAAUGGCUGUUGCGCAGGCCAAUAAUCUUGUGGAGGAUCAGUGCCAGGUGGAGUCAACAGGUCCACCCUUGGCUGGCAUAUUUGUUGGCGUCUAUGACGGCCAUGGAGGUUCAGAGGCAGCUCGCUUUAUCAAUGAUAAUCUUUAUCGCCAUUUCCAGAAAUUUGCAUUGGAGCAACAGGGAAUAUCAGCUGAUGUAAUACGGAAAGCCUUUAUAGCAACUGAAGAAGCUUUUUUGUCUGUUGUGACAAAUGCCUGGCCUGCAACACCACAGCUUGCAUCAGUUGGAUCAUGCUGUUUGGUUGGUGUAAUCCAUGAGAGAACUCUUUAUGUGGCCAAUCUGGGAGAUUCACGUGUUGUAAUGGGACGAUUCAUAAGGUCUACUGGAGCAAUAGCUGCUGUGCAAUUAUCGACAGAACACAAUGCUAGUGUUGAAGCUGUUAGACAAGAGCUUCAUUCAUUACAUCCAGAUGACCCACAAAUUGUGGUUCUUAAGCAUGGAGUAUGGCGUGUAAAAGGCAUAAUUCAGGUCUCUAGGUCAAUUGGUGAUGUGUACUUGAAGAGACCCGAGUUUAAUAGAGAACCUCUCAAUGCAAGGUUUCGUCUUCCAGAGCCACUUGAAAGGCCCGUUUUAACUGCUGAACCAUCAAUCUCUACAUAUACUCUUCAACCAAAUGAUCGUUUUCUUAUAUUUGCUUCAGAUGGACUUUGGGAACAUAUGAGCAACCAGGAAGCUGUUGAUAUCAUUCACAGUCAUCCCUGUGUAGGAAGUGCUAAAAGACUUGUUAAAGCUGCUUUGCAAGAGGCAGCAAAGAAGCGAGAAAUGAGGUAUUCAGACCUCAAAAAGAUUGAGCGAGGUGUUAGGCGGCAUUUCCAUGACGACAUAACUGUCAUUGUUGUAUUCUUAGAUUAUGAUUUAAUCAGCAGAGGCUCCAGUCAUGGAUCCACAGUAUCUGUGAGAGGUGGGGGUGUAAGUUGAUUUUAUGUGGUCAGUUUGUUUGUUCGGUUUUUGAUUUGGUUAACAAAAGUCUCCUCAGACCAUCAGCAUCACAUGAUCUUCAAAUUAUCUUUUUGUGCGGCUAAAUCUAAGGUGGAGUGGCAGAUUUUGGCCUGAGUGGAGGAUUUAAAAUUGCCUCAGUUUUUUGAAAAGAUCAACAGUCUUCCUGUACUGUAACAUGGCACUCUAAAAGGAUUCAGCAAGUUAUUUGGGUAUCAUGAUCUGUAACUCUUGUAGCAGUCAUUUCACCCUUUGUUUGCAGAUUGAGAAUGGCGGCAACCGAUGUAUUUUAAUUAUGGGUUUUGUUAUCUGAAAAUAUCCAUUUUGAUUAAUUAUAUUUGACUUCAGAUUCCUUUUUCAUGAGGGACCCAUGGAAGCUAAUAGUUUUUCCUGAACAAGUUCUACCCCUGAGCUAUUCAAUCCUGCAUUGGCUCUUAAUUUAAAAAUAUAUAGCUGUGCUUCGCAAUGAAGGGCUGCGAGCAUAGUUUUCAAUAUAAAAUAAAAUGCUUGUAAUCAUUCA